Peromyscus eremicus (cactus mouse) is the source of this 2112-nucleotide messenger RNA. RefSeq names its product jumonji domain containing 4 (gene Jmjd4). Lineage: Eukaryota; Metazoa; Chordata; Mammalia; Rodentia; Cricetidae. Gene Ontology annotation, cellular component: nucleus; cytoplasm. Gene Ontology annotation, biological process: protein hydroxylation; positive regulation of translational termination; negative regulation of gene expression. The record is from RefSeq and is a predicted model, not a curated record. The transcript is spliced from 6 exons. Gene Ontology annotation, molecular function: histone H4R3 demethylase activity; sequence-specific DNA binding. The coding region runs from base 535 to 1815 and encodes 426 amino acids.
UUUCUAGGUAAACAUCACAAUUCUUGGAAAGGUCCCUCAACCUAUCCCGGAGACUCAGGAGCCUCACCACGCCCCGUGGAUCCUCACCCACCGCUCCGCACCCCACCAGGACUCUGUCAUCCCCUAAGGUUUGGGACUCAUGUUCAUCUCCAGUCUCGGUGGCGGGCUCGAGUACUGCCUAGCUGCGCGUUAGCAGUACCGCUCACCUGAGGCAAGAGGAGCGCGCAGAAGACGCUGUGGCAAGCGCCACUGGACCACCAAACAGACGCCAGCAGCUGGGAAACCGGUCCACCACUGGGCGAGCGCUCGUGCGCCUGCGCGGGAGGGCGGGACUGCGCAGGACGCACGCGCAUAUGCUGGGAGCGCCAAGGCUUGAGUUCCUGCUGGAAUGCUACCCCUCUGGUGUCUGGUUCCGGGCUCCUUUACUGUGGUUUCUGAUCCAAACUGGUCUUAGGAGGUUUCUCGGCCUCCGCUCCCCAUUUGGAGUGUAGUGAGGCGCAGAGCUGGGCCUCCGGGGUCAGGUUCCCCCGGUGGAUGGAUCGAGAGACCCGCCUCUUUGCCGAGCGGCACUACCGGGGCCUCGGGGGCCGAGUCCCUGGCUGCAGCGGGCCCGCACCCAGCAGUGUGACCUUCAUUCAGGCGCCGGACGCCUUCUCCUACGCUGACUUCGUGAAGGGCUUCCUGCUGCCUAACCAGCCCUGCGUGUUUUCCAGCGCUUUCACCGAGGGCUGGGGCAGCCGGCGGCGGUGGGUGACGUCGGCGGGGAAGCCUGACUUCGAGUAUCUGCUGCAGAAGUAUGGAGACGUGGUUGUACCAGUUGCCAACUGUGGAGUGCGGGAAUACAAUUCAAACCCCAAGGAGCACAUGCCCUUCCGUGACUAUAUCGAUUACUGGAAGGAGUACAUCCAAGGAGGUUGCUCCUCCCCGCGGGGCUGCCUCUACCUCAAGGACUGGCACCUGUGCAGAGACUCCUUGGUGGAUGACCUGGAAGAUAUAUUCACCCUGCCUGUGUACUUCUCAUCAGACUGGCUGAAUGAGUUCUGGGACGUCCUCAAUGUGGAUGACUACCGCUUUGUCUACGCGGGGCCCAGGGGCACCUGGUCUCCCUUCCAUGCGGAUAUCUUCCGCUCCUUCAGCUGGUCAGUGAACAUCUGUGGGAGGAAGAAAUGGUUGUUCUUCCCGCCAGGGCAGGAGGAGGCCCUUCGGGACUGCCACGGUAACCUGCCCUAUGAUGUAACUUCCGCUGAACUCCUGGACACUCGCCUCUAUCCCAGGAUCCAGCACAGCAGCCUACCCCUUGAAGUCAUACAGGAGGCUGGUGAGAUGAUAUUUGUGCCCAGCGGGUGGCACCAUCAAGUGUACAACCUGGACGACACCAUCUCUAUCAACCACAACUGGGUCAAUGGCUGCAAUCUGGCUAACAUGUGGCACUUCUUGCAGCAAGAACUCCAGGCAGUACAGCAGGAGGUCAGAGAAUGGAAGGACUCCAUGCCUGACUGGCACCACCACUGCCAGGUCAUCAUGAAGUCCUGUACAGGGAUCAAUUUUGAAGAAUUUUACCAUUUCCUCAAGGUCAUCGCUGAGAAGAGGCUUCUUGUCCUGAGGCAAGGACUGAAGGGGGACACAGGGGACAGCACAGGCCUAAAGCUGGGCCUGCAGCAGGCUGCAUUUGAUGUUGGACGCCUUGCAGAUGUGCUGGCCUCUGUGGUUACACAUCCUGACUUUCAGAGAGUGGACACCAGGGCAUUCUCACCACAGCCAGAGGAGCUGCUUCAGCAGCUGGAGGAUACUGUGGCUGCUGCUGAGGCCCUCUAGUACUCUACAGGUCAUGAUAUAGGAAGAAUUCUGGAGGGCAGCUUCUUGCCUCAGGGCCCUGCCCAGGUUACCCUUCCUUGAGGCCUAGGAUGUACCUCAAGGCUGUGCGGGUGCAGUUCUUGCAGUGUGGGCAGACACAGUCUUGCCCAUAUAGUGCUGUUUCCCAGUAUCUAGGCCCUGGAUCUUGAGGAAGGUCCAGCCAAAAUGGGAAUUUAACUCAUGGGAGCUAGAGGGGUAUUCACCCAUUUAGCCUAUAGCAAGCCUGCCAAGAACUUGAAUUGAGUGGUGAUCAUGAAA